AAUAAAAGCUGCAACACGGUGACCAACACGGAGGAACAAAUCUUUUUGAAAAGUUUAACAAAUAAAUAAGAUGGCCGAGACAUCAGCAGAUUCUGUCACCCUGGAUCUGUUGAAGGAAGCCAGGGAGACAGUGAGGAGCAGUCCCUUGGGAGUCAUCAACACUCCCAUGAUCCCCUGGUGUCAGACCACACUGCCUCUCCCCACGAACUGCAACAUCCACAUCAAACUGGAAAACCUGCAGAGAACUGGAUCUUUUAAGAUCAGAGGAGUGGCCAAUCAGUUUGCCAGGAGGCCCCCGGGUGGCCACUUUGUCACCAUGUCUGCAGGGAACUAUGGGAAGUCUUUUGCUUACGCCUCUAAACACUACGGGUCAAAGGGAAAGGUGGUGAUGCCUGAAACAGCACCAGAGUCCAGGUCCACCCUCAUACAGAGUUUUGGAGUUGAGGUGGAGCGAGUUCCUACUUCCUGCCUGAUGAGCGUAGUGAACCGUUGUGUUCAGGAGGACAACAUGACCUUCCUGCAUUCCUACGAUGACUUGGAUUUAAUUGCAGGGCAUAGCAGUCUGGGUUUGGAGGUACUGGAAGUGAUCCCAGAGCCCGAUGUGGUGGUGGUGUGCUGCGGCGGAGGCGGGCUGCUGGCCGGAGUGGCUGCAGCCAUCAAACUGUCAGGCUGUGACAAAACCCGGAUCUACGGAGUGGAACCAGAAGGAGCUUGCACCAUGUACAAAAGCUUCAUGGAGAAGAAACCAGUGGGAAUGGACACGAAGAGCAUCGCCUCGGGUCUUGCUCCACCUUUUGCAGGCCGCCUGCCUUUUGAGCUUUGCCAGCGUUUCGUGGAGGAGAUCGUCCUGGUCAGUGACGAGCAGAUCAAGGCUGCCGUCUCCACCCUCUACAGGUCCGGACUGGUAGUGGAGCCUUCAGGCUGCGCCGCCUUCGCAGCCAUUGUCAACAACAAGAUACCAAACAUGGAGGCAAAGAACACUGUGUGCAUCCUCAGUGGAGGGAACGUUGGAAAAGCCGAGCUCGCCAACUUUCCAGACUGAUAGUCACACCAUCAUGAAGUGGCUUCACAACUCCGAGCUAAUAUGAUUUCCCAUUUUCCUUAUGUAUGGGAAAUGUUAUAUCCCAUAGUUGAAUUCACUGAGAUGCAAUUGUACUGAGGUCUUUAAAUGAGGCAAGUGGUUUAUCUAUGAACCAUUGUACAUUUUCACUAAUUUUUCUAUUAACAAAACUCUUUUUAACCAUUUGAACUGCCUUGAAAUGAGCCAUGAAAUCAAGGAAACGCUAUUUUAUUAUCUGCAGGCCGAAUGUUUGUUGUUUUGUU
Molecule: messenger RNA, 1323 nt
Organism: Salarias fasciatus (jewelled blenny)
Lineage: Eukaryota; Metazoa; Chordata; Actinopteri; Blenniiformes; Blenniidae
Product: L-threonine dehydratase catabolic TdcB-like
Exons: 7
Coding region: 71-1042 (323 amino acids)
Biological process (GO): L-serine catabolic process; L-threonine catabolic process
Molecular function (GO): L-serine ammonia-lyase activity; threonine deaminase activity
Source: RefSeq, a predicted model, not a curated record